Molecule: messenger RNA, 1389 nt
Organism: Cryptosporidium ubiquitum
Lineage: Eukaryota; Apicomplexa; Conoidasida; Eucoccidiorida; Cryptosporidiidae
Product: amino acid permease like protein
Exons: 1
Coding region: 1-1389 (462 amino acids)
Biological process (GO): amino acid transmembrane transport
Molecular function (GO): amino acid transmembrane transporter activity
Source: RefSeq, a predicted model, not a curated record
AUGUUUUCCCAUGAGAAGAGUUCAAUGUUGACAACAAUUUUAAUUCUUGUUUCAACUUCAGUUGGAGUUGGGUGUUUUUACAUUCCAUCAGCAUAUAAGAAUUGUGGUGCAUUGGCAGGAAUAGUCAUUUCCUUACUAGCAGGUACAUUUUCAGUUUUAUCAAUGAAGACUUUGGCAAAUGCAAGUGUAAAAUCAGGUACAGAAUCUUAUGGGUCAUUAUUAUUUAUGGCUUAUAGUGAUGAGAUAACAACAAGUUUGAGAAGUCAAAGAUCUGAAAAGCCAUUAUUUUCAAUACCGAGAUUAUUUGAUUUCUUGGUAUUUUUGGAUUGUCUAUUUUGCAUCCCACUAUUUCUAAUAGUUUUAUCAGACCUGAUCCCAUCAUUAAUUUCAUCUUUUGGAUUUGUGAGUGAUCAUUUAUUCAUGUUCAGCUCAAAAACCGCAAUAAUAUCCUUGUUUUCAUUAUUAUUCUUUCCAAUAUGUAUUCCUUCAGGAUGCUUUAACUGGAUUGGGCUCACAUUUUUAUCAAUGAUUUCCAUACUCCUUUGUUUUGUUUCAGUCAUUAGCCAGUCAGUUAAAUCAGGAUUUGAUAUUAAUAAUAUAAUUAAAGAGAUCUCUAUUAUAUCCUUCAACUCCAACUCAGCACUUAGUUACUUUUCACUUUUCAAUAUUUGUAUUUUCGCAUUCUUUUCACAAUUUAAUAUAAUCCCAGCAGCAGCCAAUUUAAAGAAUCCAACUAGAACAAGAUUGCGUAUCUUGACAGCAUUUACUGGUAUAAUUAUAGUUUUUUCAUACUCAGUUAUGUCUCUGAUAUCAUUUUCAUUUCUUGGAGAUAAAACUGAAGAGUUUCUUCUUAAUAGUUUGAAUGAAACCUCCUAUUUAUUCUUUAUAUCAAGGUUGCUUGUUGUAAUAUCUUUAUUCUUUAUAAUUCCACUCCAUAUAUACCCAAUGUUGGAUGCAUUUACAAAUUUCAUCGACAAUGACUACCUUAAAAAAAUGGAAGGAUCAAGAAAUAUUCAAGCUGGAUUUAACGAACAGGGAAUGCCUCUUAUUAAUGGAAAUAAUAUUAACGGCUAUGGAUUUUUAAAUAACAAAACUUCCUUUAUUAGAACAAAAGCUGGAAGGAUUUUGCUACUUACCUUAAUUUUGUUUUUAUCCUGCAUUAUUGGCAUUAGGUUCCAAGAUAAACCAAGUUAUCUUGUAAUUAUGGCUGGUGGAUUUGUAGAUUCCAUUUUUGUUUUUCUAUUCCCUGCCUUAAUUCAUCACAGAAUAAUUUACGAUAAGAAGGAAAAAUUUGCUUCAAGCCCAACCAGAUUAUUAUUUUCACUUUUAUUUAUCAUUUCAGUUUUUGGGUCUGCCAGUUUAUUAUUUAAACACUUAUUCCUACACUGA